Messenger RNA from Bursaphelenchus okinawaensis, 2239 nucleotides. The record is from the annotation of a GenBank genome assembly. Lineage: Eukaryota; Metazoa; Nematoda; Chromadorea; Rhabditida; Aphelenchoididae.
AUGAGCGAGAUGGCGGACAUGGUAAAAAGUAAGUGGUUUUUAUAAUACUUUGGAUUAGUUAUAGAUAUAAUCUAUAAAACAGGAGUAUUUAAGAUUGUUAUGAGUGUUUUUAAUUUCCACGUUAUAGUAGGCAAUAUAAAGGUAGAUCUGGCUUUAGGUUGUCUUUAUAAUAUAUUAUGGUUUAGCAUUUUAAUUUUUAAAGUUAAGAACGAAACUUAACUAUAUAAAAAGACGGUUUAAAUCUAAAAUUUCAGUUAUUGAGCAGCGUCUGCACUUGAUGAUAUCAAAAUACGAAGAACGCAAUCAGAAGGACAAGGCCGUUGCACUGAUGCUAGUGCUCAAAGACAUGACGGACUUCACGGUUGGAGCAGUGUGUCAUUUCAUGAAUACAAUGGAGAAAGUACAAAAUGUAAAAAAGUCGAUUGACCCCCCAAACCCAUCGGAUAAACGUGUUUUGCUGAGAGAUGCAUCUACUCAAAGCUUGUCCAAUACAUCUGUAUUGCCGCUACAAGACUCAAAGGCCGAUUCACUCGACAAUACGGAUGGGUCUUCGUCAAAUGGUUUGUUACACACUUCAACUGAGAUGUCUCAAUCUACCAAAGAAGAUUGUGGUGAAAUGAUCAAAGUACCUUUACCAACUGAAAAUAUGGAUAAGAAAGUGUCAUCUACCGAAAAGUUAAACAACACAUCUGUUUCUUCACUAAACUCAUCUACUUCAUUGCUGAAUUGUACUGGAAUAUCAGUUGACUCAAUUUCAAAUUUAUCAGAUAUUCUGUCACCUAUUUCAGCUACGGCUUUAGCAUCUACUCCACUUUCUGGUAUGGAAGUUACUUCACGUGUGGCACCCGUAGCCAUUUCACCUGCUAAUUCUUUAUCGGAUUUAUCAACUGCAUCACUACCUACUUCUGCCUUAUCAUCUGUUUCAGUAUGUGAUAUGGAACUUGCUGUAGGUGAUAUUCCAUUACCUACUACAGCUGCUGAUAAUAUGCCGAAUUUCUACGCUGAGGCUCUACCUAAUUCAAACUUAUCUGAAUCGACUUCAUCAUCUGUUGUGGGUAAUGCCUCGUCUUAUGCUCACUUGUCCACUUCUCUAGUCGAUAUGUUACCUGAUUUGUCUACUCACAACGUGGGUCUAGAAGCUGAAGUUAUGUUAAAUGAAUCAGAUGAUUUUGAGAUUAUUUUUGAAGGUGAGCUAAUCAGAAAUCCGCCCGUCGAUAAGGAAAACAAUGCUGUUAAAGGUGAAGAUGAAGAUGAGGUCAUGGUGAUAGACAACGUUUCAGAUGAUGCAAAGCAUGAAGUAAAAAAGGAUAAUUUUGACGAAAAUGGAUCAGUUAAAAGCUUUAACGAUGGUUCUGAAGGAGUGAAAGCCUACAGAUUGCCUUGCAAAGUGUCACAAGGGUGAGUUUGUUUAGGAUUUUGCAUUUGAAAGAGGAUUUUUGACUUUUAAAAUUUACUUUUGAGGUUAUAAUAUAUAAUACACAUGUUUAGCUUCUAAGUAUAUAAAAUAUACAAUAUUAUCUUAGCAAAAAAUAUAUUUAUAGAAAUCUUAUAUGGUUUUACCUUGAUAAUUUCAGAACUGACGUUGUGAACUUGACUAUGAAGCAGCCCAAUGAUAAUGUCAUCUUGCUUACUACUGAUGUCAAAGGCAAAAAUGAAAAAGCUGCUGCGAACUUGUUACGAAUGAACGGUUCUUCACUUGGAAUGCUGAGAACAAGGAUUUUGGAUAUCAACUUCCCGUCUUAUGUGUCCAAUCUUAUCAUUACUUCCAAUGACGAAUGGUUGAAGGAAACGCCCAAAGAACUUACGGUAAGCCUUUAAACUGGUGUCUUCUUGGAACUUUAAAGUUUAUGGUUCUUUUUAACUUAUAAAACAAUUUAAUACUGGUAAAAGGUUUGUAGAGAAUUAAAGAGAGCUAUUUGCAUCUGUCAUCUACAAUAUUAUCUUACUUUUUAUAUUUCAGAGACUAUUCGAAGCCAUCAAAUCUAGAAUUCCGAACGUGAAGAUCUUCUUUGUUCCUUAUGCUGAAGGCCAGAAUCUGUACAAGAUGAUUCACCUAGCCAAGAAUGCAGCAUCAUCCAUGCCAGGCAUCAAUAUUAUCCAUCCGAACCAGUUUUACCAAGAUUAUGUGGCUUUGUUCCAUUCGAAACACCACAGUAAAGAUGUCAAAGUCUUUUUCCGAAAUUUGAACGACUUCGUGAUCAGAUGUAGAAAACAUCCGGAGGCGGUUCAAUUGCUCUAG